Messenger RNA from Paramecium octaurelia, 1036 nucleotides. NCBI's taxonomy places the organism in Eukaryota, Ciliophora, Oligohymenophorea, Peniculida, Parameciidae. The record is from the annotation of a GenBank genome assembly.
UGAAAUUUGAAUGAUUGUUUUGAUAAUUCCACUUUUAUAUAUUGUUUAAAGUCAAACAACCACAACAACAAUAAGUUAUGCUAGUUAAGGAUCUGAUUGGACUACAGGAGUUUGCUCAAGUGAUAAUAUUAAUUAUUAUGAUAUUAGGUAGUACUUCUCAGAGCCCCAUUAACUUAGAAGUAUCAUCUGGAACAUGUGACAAUUCUAUGGUUCUGGACAUUUAAUUUAAGAAGGAUGCUAUGUAAAUAGUCAUGGAGAGAGUCCAAUAUACAAUUCAAUCGAAAGCAGCAGUCUCAAAUUUAUAUGCAACAGACAUCAAUGGAAAUCUUUAUGGUAUUUUGAUGAAAUACAUUAGGCUACACUGCAACAUCAUUUAUGUUUCACGGUCCUUCCGAACAUACAAUAGAGGGAACCAGAUAUGACCUAGAAAUGCAAAUUGUGCAUGAAUUAAAAGUAAUUAAUAUAUAUUGAAUUUUAGUCUGAGUUCAGUGCCACCAUAACCAAAGCCAUAGUUUCAAUAUUAUUCGAAGUAUCAAGCACAGAUCAACCAUUCUUCACAACAUACGACUUUACGUUGGUGGCAUCUGCUGCAACUAAUACUACCACAACCAAUACAACUAAUACAACCAAUACAACGACAACAGCGUCCGUUACUUCCACUAUAGCUUCAAUAAAUUUCAACGAUCUCUUGGGGUCAUAGUUAGAUGCCAAUCCAGCCUAUUACACCUAUGUUGGGUCCUUAACUAUUCCAGGUUUAAUUAUCUCCUAAUACAUUAGAUUGUGAUGAGAAUGUGAACUGGUAUAUUCUGGAUUCCAUUUUACCAAUCACCUAGACUUAAUUAGAUGCUUUUAACACAUAUUUCUUGAGUAACUCAACUUUCGCUUCUGGGAAUGGUAACAACAGGGCCAUAUAAUCAACAAACGACAGAACAAUUAAAAAAGGAGGAGUAGCUUGUGAAGAGUAGUUCGUCUACUUUUUCUCCUUCUUCAUCCUAUACAUUUUUAUUAAUUAUUUCAUAUUCAAAUUGUUAUGAUC